Molecule: messenger RNA, 3015 nt
Organism: Helianthus annuus (common sunflower)
Lineage: Eukaryota; Viridiplantae; Streptophyta; Magnoliopsida; Asterales; Asteraceae
Exons: 3
Coding region: 1-3015 (1004 amino acids)
Molecular function (GO): catalytic activity
Source: RefSeq, a predicted model, not a curated record
AUGAAUGUUAUCUCCUGGAACAUUAGAGGACUAGGAUCGGACGCCAAAAGUUCGUGGUGUAGGAAGCUAAAGGUGGAGAACGAAGUCAGUUUUAUUAUGCUCCAAGAAACUCAGUUUGAGUCAUUAGAGAAUGUUAAGGUUAAUUGGUUUUGGGGGAAUGAUGAUUUCGAGUUUGCCCAUGUUGACUCUACGGGAAGGUCUGGUGGUUUAAUGUCGCUGUGGAACCCAAAGGUUUUUGUGAAGGACUCGGUUGUUACAGAGAGGUAUUUGUUGGUGGUUUCGGGUUUUUUAAAAGAAGAUGGUAGGAGAGUUAGCCUGGUUAAUGUAUAUUGUCCACAAAGAUUAGUUGAUAAGCGAAUGGUUUGGGAUAGGUGGAAGUCUAUUGUAAAGGAUGAUGGAGGUUUCUGGAUCGUGGGGGGCGACUUCAAUAGUGUGAGAGAUAAAGUGGAAAGACGUAAUUCGUUCUUCAAUUUUUCGGUGUCUAGUGAAUUCAAUCAUUUUGUGGAGGACGUGGGUUUGCAUGAGUUUACAUUAAAAGGCCGCAAGUUUACGUAUUUGGUGGGUAACAAGAUGAGUCGUCUAGAUAGAAUUUUCGUUGAUUGGGUGUUGCUCAAUGAAUGGCCUAACGCGGAGUACCGGGUGUUGGAUCGGAAAGGUUCGGAUCAUUUCCCUCUUCUUUUAAAAGUUGUUUCCAGGAAUUUUGGAGCCAAACCUUUCAAGUUCUUUAAUUCGUGGUUACAAGGGGAGGGUUUUGAUGGGUUGGUUAAAGAUGCGCUUGUUAAUGGGGAGUUCCAUGGUGACGCGUAUUCGAGACUGAUGGGAAAAUUCAAGUUGUUGAGGCAUAAAAUAAAGGCUUGGAAAGAGGUAGUGACUCGUGAAGAGAUGGAGGAGGUCGAUUGUCUGUCUAAUGAAGUUAGAGAAUUAGAAGGUGUUUUGGAGGAUAGGGACUUAUUGGAAGAAGAGAAUUGGAUCUUGGAGGAGGCUAGAGCUAGAUUAAAACAUUUGGAGUUCAUAAAGAUGAAGGACUUGAGGCAGAAAUCGAGAGUUCAUUGGGCGAAAGUGGGUGAUGAGAAUACUCGCUUUUUUCAUGGGUCGAUUAAUACUAGGAGGGUGGCAAAUGCUAUCACGGGUCUGACGGUAAAUGGCGAGUGGGCUACUAAUCCUAAGGUGAUUAAAAAAGAAGUGUUGAGGUUCUUUCGUGGUAAGUUUGUUGAAGAGAUGCCUACUAGGCCGAUGUUGUCCUGCUUCGGGUUGAAGAAAAUUAGUUCGGAAGAGGCGGUUUAUUUAACUAGUCCAUUUUUAGAGAAGGAGAUAAAGGAGGCGGUGUUUCAAUGUGGGAGUGAUAAAGCCCCAGGCCCGGACGAUUUUAAUUUCCGCUUCGUUAAGAGGUAUUGGGAAUUUUUUUCGGCUGAUUUUGUAGAUAUAUUGCACCAUUUUGGGGCUUCUGGUUUUAUUGGUCAUAAUGUUGCUACGUCUUUUAUUACUCUGGUUCCAAAAGUUAAGGACCCUAAUAGUUUAGGGGAGUACCGGGCAAUAAACUUGAUAGGGGUGGUGAGUAAAGUGAUUUCUAAGGUCUUGGCUAAUAGACUGAAGAAUGUUAUGGAUAGUGUCAUUAAUGAAACCCAGUCGGCAUUCGUAGCUGGCCGGUAUAUUCUGGAUAGUCCUUUGGUGAUUAGUGAAGUUAUGUCGUGGUCCAAAAGAAGCGGGAAGGAGAUGUUCAUAUGGGUUAAAGGCAUUCUGGUUUCGGCUCGGUCUUCGGUUUUGGUUAACGGGUCGUCGACCUUUGAGUUCAGUUGUGGGAAGGGUAUUAGACAGGGUGAUCCCAUAUCGCCUUUUCUGUUUAUUAUGGUUAUGGAAGCUCUCUCCGGUAUUAUUAAGAAAGCGUGUAGUAUCGGGUCUUUUCAGGGCGUGGGGCUUCCGAGGGACGGUCCGGUUAUUCUCAUCUUCUGUAUGCAGAUGAUGCUAUGGUUAUGGGUGAAUGGUCGGAGACAAGAGGGAAAUGCCUUAUGGAGAAGGGUGGUUGACGCUAUUCAUGGGUCCAAUAGGAAAGGGGAGAUUUAUCCUCAUAGUUCUAGGUUUGCUGGGACGUGGACUAAACUAGUGAAAUGCGGUGUUCGGUUAAAAGUGGGUGACGUUAGUAGUGUGAGUAUGAUCCGGGGUAGGCUUGGGAACAGAGCUGUAAUAAGGUUCUGGAUAGACCCUUGGGUUUCUCGGGAUCCUUUAAAAAACAUGUUUCCGGAUUUGUUUCGGUUAGAGCAGGAGAAAUCUUGUUCGGUGGGGGAUAGAAUCAUGGGGGCUGCUUCAGUUGGUGGCUUACAGUGGAAUUGGAGACAUGAACCAUCGACAGAAGUGGAGUUAAAUCAGUUGCAGGAUUGUCUUCUUUUGAUAGAUGGGAUUCAAGUGCUAGAUUCGGCCGAUAAGUGGUAUUGGGAUACAGUUGAUACAGACGGGUUCUCGGUUUCGGAUGUCAAGAGAUGGAUUGAUAGUGGUCGGCCAAACAUAGACCAAGCGAUUUAUAGGUGGUGCAAAUGGAUUCCGAUCAAGUGCAACGUGUUUAUGUGGAGAAUGCUUAUGGAUAGGAUUCCUACGAAAAAGGCGCUUUCUAGGCGGAAUGUCAACUGCGGAGACGGUUUAUGCAGUUUUUGUGAGGAGUUUGAGGAAACCAUUGACCAUAUUUUUACGGCCUGUUUGGUUUCUACGGGAGUAUGGAACGCGAUAGCUAGAUGGGUUGGUCUCCCUCAGUUCUACUUCUUUUCGGUGGCGGAUAUCCUCCAUAUGGAGUAUACUUCUUCUUGGUCUAAGGAGAAGAAGAUGGCGCUUCAUGGGGUGCUGGUGAUCUCUUGUUGGAGGAUAUGGAGGGCUAGGAAUGAGAGGAUAUUCAAGAACGAAAGGCGGACCGUUGUUGAUAUUGUGGCGGACAUUAAAGCUUUGGGUUUCUUAUGGUUUUCUAGUAGGUAUAAAAAGGGAUUGGUGGGUUGGAUGGAUUGGAAUAAUUUCUCUUUUGAUGUAAUGUAA